CGAGGAUGUCCAUUGAAGUGUUGAAAUGAAAAUUCUUUAGUGAUUUUUGGUGAUUGUUAUAUUCAUCAUAUGUGGAAAUUUUUUGAAGGAAAGUUUUGGAGGCUGUUAAAGAAAGAAUCAAAAGUCAGUGAAAGAGGAUCGAGGAGGCAGGCCAAAUUUGCAUCUCACAAGCAGUGUUUACGCGCGUGGAUGCAGUUCUCAGUGACGGAUUCUGCUGGUUUUAGUGAUUCAAAUAUUUGAGUAAUUAAGACAAUUUCUGAGCAAACAAAGAAGGGAUUUCCUCGAAGCUCAGUAAAUCUAACCACAUUACAACCAGGAUUAAGUCAUCGAUACUCCGCAUAUCAAUUACUGAGUCAUUAUGAGGAGCUCAUCGAUUAAUAUGUCCCUUUCGAUGACAUUUAUGUUCGUUCUAUUUGUGUCGCAAUUUUUAAUCACCGUAGAGAGUAGGACUACUGGAUCAUGGGACAACGGACGAGUUGUUAAUACAAUUCGUAAUCGGGACAAGUCCAACGAGGAUGAAGACAGAAUUAUUUUCAAGGACGAUGACGAUGAUGAACAGGAGGGUGCCACUAAUGUGAGGGGUGAUUUCAAUAACGCUAAGGAUGAUGACAGUGAUACACUUGUACACAAGAGUAUCAUUGGUGGAACAUUACGGAAUACGUGUAAUGCAGGUUAUAAGGCUGACGACAAAGGUCAAUGUAGAAAAAUUGAGCAAAAUUUUCCCGAAUAAGCAUUUUAUUAUACGCAGAAAUGUACAAUUUAAUAUAAUCUCACGCAAGAUGA
This is a messenger RNA of Megachile rotundata (alfalfa leafcutting bee), 783 nucleotides long. RefSeq lists its product as uncharacterized. Lineage: Eukaryota; Metazoa; Arthropoda; Insecta; Hymenoptera; Megachilidae. The record is from RefSeq and is a predicted model, not a curated record.